This is a messenger RNA of Oryzias melastigma (Indian medaka), 7563 nucleotides long. RefSeq names its product calmodulin regulated spectrin-associated protein family, member 2a (gene camsap2a). Gene Ontology annotation, molecular function: spectrin binding; microtubule minus-end binding; calmodulin binding. The record is from RefSeq and is a predicted model, not a curated record. The coding region runs from base 490 to 4866 and encodes 1458 amino acids. Gene Ontology annotation, biological process: neuron projection development; cytoplasmic microtubule organization; negative regulation of microtubule depolymerization. Gene Ontology annotation, cellular component: microtubule minus-end. NCBI's taxonomy places the organism in Eukaryota, Metazoa, Chordata, Actinopteri, Beloniformes, Adrianichthyidae. The transcript is spliced from 19 exons.
AAGGUGCAGGGCUGGAGAUCCAGUGCUGCAGCAGGACAACUGCAUCUCUCAGCGCUUCAUGGGAGAGACGAGGGGAGGGAAUGGUGAAGGUAUCGGGUAUUUUGGGAGGGUAAAGUAGGUGUUUGGAAAACAAGGUAUUCGAGGUGAAACUAUUUUUUUUUAUAUAAAAUGGAAGGAUUUCUAGAGUUAGUCCAGGUGAAAAUAUAUAUUUUUUCCUGUAGAAUCUUCGAAAAAUCUGGCUAAGUCCGACGGUGACCAUUUCAACUGGUAGAGAAGAAUGGAUAAAAAACACCAGGUCUAGUGCUCCAUUGUAUCGAAUGAGAAUAAAACAACGACCGGGACAGCAUUUUAUGACUGAAAGCUCAGGUGAAAAAUCACCGGGAAGGCUUCUCCUCUCUUCAGUUUCCAGACGCUUAUUGUUUUCCACGGAUACAACCAGCAGUGGGAUGCUCGGGUCUCGUGCCGCCUUGUAGGGUUUAACUGAGAAACAUGGGCGAAGUUCAGGAAGACAAGGAUGUGAAGAGGACAUUCAACGCACCAGCCAUUAAAUCUUUUGAGUACUAUGACUUCUCCAGAGCCAAAAUCUGCUCCAGCCUGACAUGGCUUGUGGCAAAAGCCUAUGGGACAGACAGCAUCCCCACAGACUUGAAGAACCCCUUCUACACCGACCAGUACGAACAGGAGCACCUGAAACCUCCGGUGGCCAGCCUCCUGCUGUCUGCAGACCUCUACUGCAGGGCGGGCAGCCUCAUCCUGAGGAGUGACGCCGCCAAGCCGCUGCUGGGUCAUGACGCCGUCAUCCAAGCACUGGCCCAGCGGGGUCUCUAUGUCACCGACCAGGACAGGCUGGUCACAGAGAGGGACCUUCGAAAGAGGCCUCUGCAAAUGAGUGCCCACUUAGCAAUGAUUGACACUCUUAUGAUGGCGUACACGGUGGAGACGGUGAGUGUGGAGAAGGCGACUGCCUGCAUUCGUCAGUAUUCAUCAUACAACCCUGAGGUGGAUACGUCGUUUGACACGGAGGACGCAGUGACUUCCUGGAUUAACACGGUGAAUGAAUGUCUAAAGGAGAUUGUGACCCACGAGCAGAAAAAGGAGACGCAGAGUUUAGAGCCAGCUGGGAGUCCUCGGUCUCCAACUAAGUGGUACAUGAAGCUUGUGCCUGCCCGUUAUAGGAAAGAGCAGCCCUCUACCCAGCAAACUCUCUGGAUUCCACCAGUGGACAACCUAUUGAAAGACACCACAGAUGGUUCGGCUCUCGCUGCUCUGAUCCACUUUUACUGCCCUCAAGUCCUACCACUAGAAGAUAUCUGCCUGAAGGAGAAUAUGACUCUGGCUGAUCGGCUGUACAAUCUACAGCUCAUACAAGACUUCUGCAAAGACAACCUGAAUAGUUGCUGCCACUUCAGCUUAGAGGACAUGCUCUACGCCUCUUCCACCAUCAAGAACAACUACCUUGUGUUCAUGGCAGAGCUUUUUUGGUGGUUUGAGGUCGUUAAGCCAUCUUUUGUAAAACCAAGAAUCAUGGACGUUGAAGAGUCUUCAUCUUUGAUAAAGAAUUUGCCAGCUGUCUCUAAAGCAACCAAGAGAAGUUUUAUGGAACAGCCUCCAAGUCCUGACAGACCCAGUUUACCCCUCAGACCACAAACAGGAAACUCAGGAGAAAUCAAGAGGUCAACCUCAAUGUCAUUUGUUGAUGGCAACCUUGGCACCUGGCCCAAGGAGAAAAGGUCCGGUCCGUAUGGCGUGUCUUUCGACAUCCCCUUUGACAGAGAAGACUCUGCUUCCGCCUCACUUUCCUCACGUGGCAUGGUCCGGUCCAUCAGUACUGAUGACGGUUCUGGUUUUAAGGUUCACCAUAUGCCCCGAGGGAUGAAGCGCAACCUGUCCUUUCAGCCAGUGAAUGGCCAGAGCAUUGGCAUUGAUGAGGAGGGCUGCCCCGACAGCCUAGCAGGCUUGCAGCCUAUCAGGCGGGAAUACCCCAAUGGACACGGGAGUGGCCUGGAGAAAGCUCCUUCCAUGGAAGAAGCCCUCCAGAUCAUCCACAGCCCAAGUAGGCCCCCUGUAGAAGGAAUCAGCAAUGGGUUCUUUCUGCACAGUCAGAGCCAUGGAGCUGCUGCUGGUGGUUUAGACCCAGUAUCAGAACUGGACUCCAAAGAGGCUUUGAGCCCCACGGAAACCACAGAGGUGGACACAGGCAUCCAUAUUAGAACAGAGGACAUGCUGGAUGAAGAUUCCUCUCUGAGAGAUUGUUCUGUGAACAUGGAGCUCGAUGUGGAGACGCCAAGCCCCAGUCCGAGCAGUCAGAGCAAAUCCCCCUCGGCAAUUAAGAUGACCAGCUUCGCCGAGCAGAAGAUGCGGAAGCUCAGUCCAUCUGCCCAGGAUUCCGGCAGGGGCAGCAGCAGCUCCAUGAAAACCACUCCGGAGGGCUCCGAGCUUGGCCUUCCGUUGUCCGUCUCCUGGGCUCCAACCCCUGAGCACAGCCCUGUCCAUCAACAAGCAGCAGCACCUGCUCCUGCACCGGUCCAGCUUCCCCCCAACGAUCCCGCUCAGGUCAUGGCUACAGAGAUGGUACAUCUGAGGAUGAGGCUGGAGGAGAAACGGAAAGCCAUCGAAGCUCAGAAGAAGAAAGUAGAAGCUGCUUUUACAAGACACCGGCAAAAAAUGGGUCACUCUGCCUUCCUGAAUGUAGUGAAGAGGAAAGGCGACGGGGCUGCUAGUGAAGAAGGAUCAAAAACGGAGGGAGAAGGGAAGUCGGUGAGCACCUUUAAAUUUGGAAGGAACAUAGCAGACACCCCUGAUGGAGCAGAACAAAGCAGCAAAGCCUCAUGUUGGCAGAAAACACCCGCUGCAGGUGAAGAACAAAGCCACUCUCAUGUAACUGAAGUGGAUCUCUCCGAGUACACUCGGUCAAUUGAGAAGCUCAAUCACUCUCUAGCCUUCCUCCAGGCUGAAAUGCAGCGGCUAGCACACCAACAGGAAGUCAUUAUGGCCAUGAGAGAGCAGCAGCAUCAACAAGCAUGGGUCAUCCCUCCGUCAUACGCGAACCCCUCACCACAGAAACACACUCGGGCCGUCAUCAGGUCCUCCGGGCCGUCCUCUCCCGCCGACUCACCUCAUUCCACUCACCGCUCCCCGACUAACAUCAAGCGCAAAUCUGCAUCGUUCCACUCGCGCAAUCCCCGCGCCGCUCGACCAAACGAGCUCAAGUUGACCCCGUACAAUCGAGUCCUAACAGCCCCACAGUCUGUGGAUAGCAUCCCGAGGCUGCGGAGAUUUUCUCCCUGCCAGCCGUUGGUCAGCUCCUUCAUCUACAUGGGAGAGAAGCCGGCAGCGGCCGGUCCAGAGACAGUAGCUCCUCCCGAGGAUCAUAACAAAGAGACAGAUUCAGCUUCGUCUCCAGAGAAGGAGAUACCAAAUAUUCUUGCAGCCAGUUCACCACCUAGUUCCCCCAACAUGCAGAGAAAAGGAGAGGUGGAUGGAGAUGAGCAAACCCAGGAGGGAGAGAAUCCGUCCAACUUCCCUGACAUUAAAAAAGAUGGCCUCAAUGAUAGAGUUCAGAACUCAUUUAUAGAGCCCAAACCUACUGUGGAGUUCCCUGAGGUUCUGGCCCUCCCAGUGGUAGAGACCUUUACGGUGACACCCACAGAGAUGCCUCCUCAGCCACAACCUGCUAGCCCAGCCAAAAGCUGUUUAAUCGAAGUCCCACUCUCGGUCAUGGAGCUCCCGGAGGCUCUGAUGAUGGAGGACGCUUUGGAGGCGGAGCAAGACAGCGUGGAGAGUGUAGAUGAGGAGCAGAGGAUGUGUCACGGGUUCUUCUUCAAGGAUGAUGGAAAGGCAGAGGAGAACAUGGCACAGAAAAGAGCUGCACUGCUGGAGAAAAGGAUGAGAAGAGAAAAGGAGAACCAGCAGAGGAAGGUGCAGCUGGAGGCUGAGCUGGAGCAGAAAAAGGAGGAAGCUCGGCUGAAAGCGGAAGAGGAGCGUGUCAGAAAGGAGGAAGACAAGGCCAGGAAGGAGUUCAUCAAACAGGAAUACCUCCGACGGAAGCAGCUGAAGCUAAUGGAGGACAUGGACUCCAUCAUCAAACCCCGAGCAGGUGGGGGGACCAAGCAAAGGCGGAGCCGACCCAAGUCCAUGCAUCGCGACAGCAUCGACUCUCCUAAAACACCAGCGAGAGCCGCCACAGUCUCCAGCUUGUCUCUAGCGUCCCUCAACCUGGGCGACAGCGAUAGUACUCAGUCUGACAAGAGAGCAUCGAGAAGGGCUAGUUUAGCCUCUAGCAGUCUCUUCUACUUUUUGAACUCUCCAAAACUCAGAAGGAUGAGGCCCGAGUCUGCAGACGGCUUCCUGUCCCCAAGUCGCUCCAGCAGCAGGAAUGGAGAAAGAGACUGGGAAAAUGCCUCCACCACCUCAUCUGUCACAUCCAAUACUGAGUAUACUGGACCGAAGCUGUACAAAGAGCCGAGUGCCAAAUCUAACAAGCACAUUAUCCAGAAUGCUCUGGCUCACUGCUGCCUCGCGGGAAAGGUCAACGAAGGGCAAAAGAACAAGAUCCUCGAGGAAAUUGACAAAUCUGAGGCCAACAACUUCUUGGUUUUGUUCCGAGAUGCGGGUUGCCAGUUCCGCGCCCUCUACACAUACUGCCCUGAAACAGAAGAGAUCGCCAAACUGACGGGCAUCGGGCCCAGGGGCAUCACGCGCAAGAUGAUCGACGGGCUCUACAAGUACAACUCAGACAAGAAGCAGUUCAGUCAAAUCCCAGCCAAGACCAUGUCAGCCAGUGUGGACGCCGUGACCAUCCACAACCACCUCUGGCAAACCAAGAAACCAGUCACCCCGAAAAAAGUAGUGCCUGCCCCCUCCUAGUCCACCUCAAUCCUACAGUCGUGACCAUCUCCUCAGAAAUCUCUCUCAAUUUGCACUUCAUUGUACAUACCCAUAAGGAUUCAGACACCUGCAAGUUAGCUGUGUGAAAAAGUGUCUUUUCUGUGCUAGUUUUUUUUUUUUUCCUGUAAUCUCUGCGUCAUAAGACUUUUAAGAAAAUCACUUGGAAUGUAUGACACUAUUUAUUGAAGGAUGAUAGAAUUAUGUGAUCAUUCAAGCUUUUAGAGAUUGUCAGAAAAAGCAGUUAUUGAAGGUUUUUAUUGUUUUUGUUUUUUUUAAUGUGCCAAAAAGCAAAAUAGACCGUAUGAAUGCCGGGAUAUUUUAUUCAGUACACUACUUUUUUAUUUUUUAUUGUGUUUCCUUGUUGAUGUGUUUUUGUUUAGUGUGUAAGGGCCAUGAAGUGAUUGUAAAGCACACAUUUUUGUGUAUUUGAAAUGUUUUCUUUAGAUCUGUGGGGAGACCGUUUGUGUAUUAAUGCAGGAAUACAUCGCCAUCUUUAAUCAAGAGCAUUUUAUUUAAGUCUGUAAGAGAGUUGUUCCUCAAACCUCCUGGCUCGUGCUCAUAGUGUGCCUUCCUGAAUUAAUGUUUUGCUCUCCACUUUGAGCUAAUUUUCCUUGCAGUUAAGCUUUUUUGUGUAUUUAUAAAGUGACAGUGAAGCCAUAUUAUGCUAAAUAAUUUAGUGUGUCAUCAGCGUAGCUACAAACUAGUGGUGGAUCAUAGUUCAUUUCUUUUCCUCCAUGUAGUUCAAAUACACAACAACAAUCCUCUCUAAUUACCUAAAUAAUCAUAUUGAAUAAAUCUCUUGAGGUAGCGAACAAAUUCAUUAAAUUCAAUUUCACUUAGGUGCAUUUGCUUAUUGUUUCUUUUAUAUUUAACCCUUGUGCUUUCUUAUGGGAUCCAGAUGACUCCGCCCUUAUAUUGAUGUGUGAUUCCUCUCAUGACAAAGGUGGACAAGAUUUUAUCUCUGCCACUGAAAACAGUGAAGAUAAAAAAUCCUUAGUCACCUUAAUGCUGAGCUAUUUUUAACUAAAACUAGUUUAAAUAUUUUUGUAUAUAAGUAAGCUGUUGUUUCCUUUAUUGGUUUUACUGUGGAGAAAAUGUAAAUUCAUUUUAGGGGAAAAAAAGACCAAAUUCAAGAUCAGAAAUUUUCCGUAACAUUGGAAUAUUUGUUUAACCCUUUAACACUUGAGGUUUCGCCGGUGACGCUUAAACACAACAUUUUUACAUGCUGUAACUUUUAAAUUGUUAACACGGUCGACGUAAUUCCAGUUGAUUCUGAAGGAGAAAGGGGAGUGAUAGUGAUAACAAUUAAAACAUUACAGUAAAUCAAAGAAUAUAAACACUUCAAAAAGGGCAAAACCAUAAUUCAGGGUUGCACGUUUACAUAUGUCAAGGCGCUCUAUGAGCACAAGAGGAAUGGCUUUAAGGAAACUAAGGCUCUAAUAAACAAAAACUUGAUUAACUGUGGCACAGUACAUGUGACUUACCCCUUAAAUGGAGGAAUGUUGAAAAUCUUAAGGGCCAAAAAAACAAUAAUUGCAUACAGCUAGUGUUAGUCACACAGUGCAUCUGUGUUCUGCUCAACAAAGUCAAGAGAUUUUGCUUUUUUAAAACCCUUUUUCAGAAAACUUUUUUUGUUAUUUGAAGACUGCAGGACGUUCCUGACGAUCAUUGUUUUGAGAAUUCUGAAAGUAAAAAUACAAAAAAAAAAAAAAAUCUGAAUCUUUUGGAAGUUGUGGCUGUUAAGUGUUUCUCAGGAAAAAAAAAAAGGUUUUAGAAAAAGUAUUUUGAUGGGAACUUUGAGCUCUACUAUAAUAAACCCAAGUUUGUUUAUAAGUGAAUAAAUUAAAUGUUUAUUUCUUUUUUUUUUAGUUUGAAAAAAAAAAAUCACACUGAUCCCUUCAAGAUAAUGCAAGACAACGUACAAUCAUGAAAUCAUUCACUGAUGUUUGGAAUACGCCCGUUAUCCAAAGAAUAGUGACACAGAGAACUUUAUUUGCACAUUUACUUUAACAGAUUUAACUGUGGGCUUCUCAUUUAAUCUAAAAGCCACUUCCACAAGUUUCAGACAUUUUCAUGAAAUGACUUUUAAGUUAAUCAUGAUUAGGGCUGCCCGCUUCAUUAAACAUGUUUGAAACUUGCAUCCUCUCUGUUAUUACAGCACUUGAUUGUAUCAUACAGCAUCAAGUAAGAUAAAUAUCAGAGAACUUUACUUUCACCUGUAAAUGAAAAAAUAAUUAUAAAUCAGUGGUGAUUUUAAUAUGUUUUUCCACAAUCAAAGUCAUAACGCAGGAUAGGGUGAGGAGAUCUCUGCACCUGCAUACGGGUAGAUGCUUGUUUAAGUUUUUAUUAUUGUCUUUUUUCUUUCGCCUCUGAAUGCCAAAUUAUCACUACAUGCAAUUUUUAAAGUAAGCAGUCUCAUAGCAUGGUGUUGUUUUCAGUAAAACAUUGGAGGAGGAAUGAAAACAAGGAAGAUUGGUGUUUAGCUGCUGUUACUUUGAAAAGAUUUGUUGUUCGUCUUUUGGCUGUUUAAGGUCAAUGCAAAGGAUCAUGUAAAGAUUCUAACGACAAGUUCAGUCACGUGAGCUUCUUUAUGACUCCUGUUUUGAACAUGUAGUCUCCAUUUUUUGUUCUUUUUUAAAUUAUUCUUGCAUUCAAUAAAAUCAAGCAUGGCCUCAA